AUGCAAAAGCUUGGUUUGGAACCCAACAUGUAUACAUUCCCCUUCUUGGUAAAAGCUUGCAUUGAAGCUAGUAGUAUCAUUGAUGGUGAGUGUAUUCAUGCCCAAAUUCUAAAACAUGGGUUUGAAGACAAUGUGUUUUCUGGAAGUAAUUUGAUCCAAAUGUAUUCAAUUUGUGGGAAGAGAAUUGAGGAGUCGAGGAAAGUGUUCGAUGGAUUGCAUGAGAGGAAUGUAGUGGUAUGGACAUGCAUGAUUUCAUGCUAUGUCCAUCAUGGCCAUGGUGCCAUGGCUCUAGAACUCUUCGAGUCGAUGAAAAGGUCAGGAGAAGCUGAGCCUAGUGAAGUGACCAUCGUCCAUGUCAUUGAAGCAUGCAUAAUUGCAAAAGACGUGGACAUGGGUAUCUGGGUGCAUGACUAUGUGAUGCACAGCAAAAGCAAGCUAAAUGUAGUAGUUGGGUCAGCUCUAAUGGAUAUGUUCUCUAAGUUUGGUAGCUUGAAUAUGGCAAAAAGAGUGUUUUGUGAGAUGCCUGAGAGAAAUUUGGUAUCAUAUAACACUAUGCUUAAUGCCUGCUGUCGAAACGGCAAGCCCAAAGAGACUUUUCGGCUAUUUAGUGAGAUGAGAUUAGUGGGCUUGGAACCUGAUGAGAUCACUCUCUUGAGCUUGCUUGAUGCAUAUGCUUCGGUGGGGGCUCUGUGUUUGUGUCAAGCCAUUCAUGGAUAUCUGUACAAGCGCAAGAUUGACCAGAAAUUCAUGCUUUAUACCGCUCUUAUAAACACAUAUUCGAAGUGUGGAGACGCUAAUGAAGCAUUGCAAGUGUUCCAGGAGAUGGAGGAGAGAGAUGUGCUCGCUUAUAGUGCGAUGAUCACAGGUUUAGCCAUGCAUGGGAUUAGUGAGAGAGCCAUAGAGCUUUUCAGAGAGAUGGACAGGGACCAUGUGAGGCCCGAUAAAAUUGCUUAUGUGGGGGUGUUAUCGGCUUGUAGCCAUGCUGGGAAGGUGGAAGAGGGUCGAGAAUUCUUUGAUUCCAUGAGCGUAAUUCAUGGAAUUGAGCCCACUUUGGAGCACUAUGGUUGCAUGACUGACCUUCUUAGUAGAGCCGGUCACUUAGCCGAUGCCCUAAGGCUCAUAGAAUCGAUGCCGAUGAAGCCCAAUCUCAUGGUUUGGAGUGCUUUCUUAAGUGGUUGUAGGAUCCAUGGUGAUGUUGAUAAAGCUGAGAGUGUGGUUAAGCACAUCGUUGAAUUGAAUCCACAAAGUGGUGGGGUCUAUGUGCUAUUAUCUAAUAUAUUUGCAAAGGCAGGGAGGUGGAGAGGGGUGGAGAUGAUGAGAGAAUUGAUGAGAGACAAAAGGGCGGGAAAGAGUAGUGGGUGUAGUGCUAUUGAGAUAAAUGGUGGGUUUCAUGAGUUUUGUGUUGGGGAUGAAAGAACUCACCCCCAAUCCAGAAGAUACAUGUUAUGCUAG
This is a messenger RNA of Amborella trichopoda, 1452 nucleotides long. RefSeq names its product putative pentatricopeptide repeat-containing protein At3g05240. Gene Ontology annotation, molecular function: RNA binding; protein binding. The record is from RefSeq and is a predicted model, not a curated record. Lineage: Eukaryota; Viridiplantae; Streptophyta; Magnoliopsida; Amborellales; Amborellaceae. Gene Ontology annotation, biological process: RNA modification.